AGCAUUUCAAGACUUGAAAUUUAAAUACAAACAUCAAUUUUGAGGCUCUACACGCAGAAAACAGAUCAGGCAUGGUUCUCAAAUACCAUGCUCGCUCUAUCAGCUUGCCCUCUAGAUCUCACCCUACCACCAUUAAAGUAGACGAAGAGCUCAACAAUCUCAAGACUUGGGAAGCAACAUCCACACCCACAUCAGACUCGGUUCGUUCAGGCCUGUUCUUGCUUGAAGAUGUCUACGUGAGCUUGGACGAGCUUCUUAACAUGCCGUCAACCCAAAUGGCCGUUUCUCAGCAUCAAGCUGAUACCUGCGUGGAGGAGCUUUUAGAUGGAUCGGUUAGGGUUUUGGACACAUGUGGCAUCACGAGGGACAUUUUGUUGCAGAUCAAGGAAAACGUUGGAGCCCUUCAUUCUGCUGUCAGAAGAAGAAAAGGAGACUCGUCUGUUGAAAAAAGUGUAGCAGAAUACGAGUUCUUCACCAAGAAGAUGAAGAAGAAUGUAAAGACGCUGAUCACAGACUUGAAGCAUAUGGAAAGCAGAUUUGGUGCUACCCCACUUCUGAAUCUCGAUGAUCAGAUGGCUUCUGUGAUAAGAGUGAUCAGAGAAGCCAUUGUGAUGAACGUGUCAAUCUUCCAAUCGCUGUUAGCCUUCUUGGUCAUGCCAAAGGAGGCAAAAUGGUUUGUGGUCGCGAAAUGGAUGCACAAAGGGACCGUGGAAGCAUGUGAAGAAAAAUCAGAAAUGGUGAAUGAGUUGAAGAGUGUAGAAUCAGUACUGAACAGUGUUGUGAGCGAAGGUGGUCGUGUUGAGAAGAUGAAGAUUGUUCAUGCAAGAUUGGAGGCUUUGGAGAUGGCCAUUGAAAGCCUUGAGACUGGGUUGGAGAUUGUGUUUAGGAGGUUGAUCAAAACUAGGGCUCCCUUUUGAACAUAAUCUCUCAAUAAGAGAAUCAAUCUCUGGCAAAUUCUGUUCAAAAUCCUGCAAGCCAUCCAUAUUUUAGGGAUGAGGAUUCAAUUUUAUGAACGUAUAUAUAUACAUGUAAGUGAAUAUUUAUACUCUGAAAUAUAAACAGAAGUUUAUACUUUAUAAUU
Molecule: messenger RNA, 1081 nt
Organism: Prosopis cineraria
Lineage: Eukaryota; Viridiplantae; Streptophyta; Magnoliopsida; Fabales; Fabaceae
Exons: 1
Coding region: 72-917 (281 amino acids)
Biological process (GO): root development; shoot system development
Source: RefSeq, a predicted model, not a curated record